GUUGCAGGUUGGAGGAAGUAGGUGCUUGAAUUUCUUACUGCUCUGCCGGACAGGCAGGUUGUCUUGUGAAAUGUUCCGGAAGACAGGACAUGUUGUGACCCACAUACACUUGAGUGUGUCUGCCAAGAGUCCAUGUGUUGGAUACCUUCUCUGAGGCACGAAGAAAGCAAAAGCUCAGUCUGACUAUGGCAUUUGGAGGUGGUACCUUGGAAGGAAACUAGCAGGGGUCAGACCGGAAUGAUAUAUAUGUCCCCAGCUCUUGCCAUGUGCUGCACUGGGAUUCUGCUAGUAAGGUCAUCGUGGGAUGUGACUGACCCCUUGUCUGUGGAACAGAACUGACCUAUACCCAUGUGGAGAUGCUCUGAAGAAUAGCAGCGACCUCAGGAAUGUCUAUUGCCAUACAAUGACUAGAACAAAUUCCCUCAUCUUCUAUUGUGUCAUUGUCUUAGGACUGACAUUUAUCAAAAUCCAGUUAUCUGACGAAAGUGAGAUUAUCGUUAAGAGGCCAAAUGCAAACCUUACCAGUGUGCCCAAGGACCUACCCUUGCGAACAACUACUUUAGAUAUAUCACAAAACAAGAUAUCUGAGCUUUGGACUUCUGACAUCCUCUCAUUGUCUAAGCUGAAGGUCUUGAUAAUGUCCUACAACAGACUCCAGUAUCUUAAUAUCAGUGUUUUCAAAUUCAACAUGGAGCUGGAAUAUUUGGAUUUGUCCCACAAUGAGUUAAGGGUGAUCUCUUGCCACCCAGCAGCCAACCUCAAACAUUUAGACCUUUCCUUUAAUGCAUUUGAUGCCCUGCCCAUAUGCAAAGAGUUUGGCAACAUGUCCCAACUACAAUUUCUGGGAUUGAGCGGUUCUCAUGUACAAAAUUCAAGUGUGCAGCUGAUUGCUCAUUUGAACAUCAGUAAGGUUUUGCUGGUGUUAGGACACACUUAUGGGGAAAAAGAAGACCUCACGUGUCUUCAGCACAUUAGCACUGAGAUCCUGCAUAUCAUUUUCCCAUCGGGAAGAGAAUUUCGUUUUCUUGUGGAUGUGUCUGUCAGCACUAUGAUCAGUUUGGAAUUGUCUAACAUCAAGUGUGUGCUUGAAGACAAGAACUGUUCUUACUUCUUACCUGCUUUGUCAAAACUUAGAAAGAAUCUGAAGCUCUCAAAUCUUAUCCUGAACAAUGUGGAAACAACGUGGGAUUCCUUCAUUAAUAUCCUCCAGUUGGUUUGGCAUACACCAGUCAAGUAUUUCUCAAUUUCAAACGUGAAGCUACAAGGUCAACUUAUCUUCAAAAGGUUCAAUUAUUCUGGUACUUCUCUGAAGGCUUUGUCGAUACAUGAUCUUGUCACUGAUGUAUUUAGCUUUCCCCAAAGUUUCAUAUACAGUACCUUUUCCAAUAUGAACAUCCAAAACUUGACAAUAUCUGGGACACACAUGGUCCACAUGCUUUGCCCAUUCCAAGUUAGCCCAUUUCUGCAUUUGGAUUUUACAGAUAACCUUUUAACAGACACGGUUUUUAAGGAUUGUAGAAACUUAAUUGGAUUGAAAACACUUAGCUUACGAAAGAAUCAGUUAAAAAACUUUGAAAAUAUAAUUCUUAUGUCUGCGGAGAUGACAUCCCUACAAAAACUAGACAUUAGCCGGAAUUCUCUAACGUACAGUGAUGGGGAAAACCAAUGUUCCUGGCCCCAGAGUUUGUUAGUUUUAAAUUUGUCUUCAAAUUUGCUUACAGGCUCUGUCUUCAGAUGUUUACCUCCCAAGGUCAAGGUCCUUGACCUUCACAACAACAGGAUAAUGAGCAUCCCUGAAGAUGUCACCCGCCUGCAAGCUUUGCAGGAACUCAAUGUAGCAUCCAAUUCUUUAACUGACCUUCCUGGAUGUGGGGCCUUCAGCAGCCUUUCUGUGCUGGUCAUCGACCAUAACUCAGUUUCCCACCCCUCUGAGGAUUUCUUCCAGAGCUGUCAGAAUAUUAGAUCCUUAUCAGCGGGGAAUAACCCAUUCCAAUGCACAUGUGAGCUGAGGGAGUUUGUCAAAAACAUAGGCCAGGUAUCCAGAGAAUUGGUGGAGGGCUGGCCUGAAUCUUACAGGUGUGACUACCCAGUAAGCACUAAGGGAACCCUACUGCAGGACUUCCACAUGUCUCCACUAUCCUGUGAUACCAUUCUGCUGACUGUCAUCAUCGGGGCCACUAUGCUGCUGCUGGCUGCCACUGGGGCCUUCUUCUGUCUCUACUUUGAUCUGCCCUGGUAUGUGAGGAUGCUGUGUCAGUGGACACAGACCAGGCACAGGUCCAAGAACAUCCCCUUAGAGGAACUCCAGAGAAAGCUCCAGUUCCAUGCUUUUGUCUCAUACAGUGGGCUUGAUUCUGCUUGGGUGAAGAACGAAUUACUACCAAACCUAGAGAAAGAUGACAUCCGGGUUUGCCUCCAUGAGAGAAACUUUGUCCCUGGCAAGAGCAUUGUGGAGAACAUCAUCCACUUCAUUGAGAAGAGUUACAAGUCCAUCUUUGUGCUGUCUCCCCACUUCAUCCAGAGUGAGUGGUGCCAUUAUGAACUCUACUUUGCCCAUCACAAUCUCUUCCAUGAAGGCUCUGAUAACUUAAUCCUGAUCUUGCUGGAGCCCAUUCCACAGUACUCCAUUCCUACCAAUUAUCACAAGCUCAAAACUCUCAUGGCACGGAGGACCUAUUUGGAAUGGCCGACAGAGAAGAACAAACAUGGACUCUUUUGGGCAAACCUAAGAGCAUCUAUUAAUGUUAAGCUGGUUAACCAGGCAGAAGCAACGUGUUACACACAGCAAUAAGAAUGUUCACCCCAUCGGUAUUGCUGCUCUGGGAGUUCUAAUAAUGGUACCAUUUGUAUCAGCAAGAACAUAAAAAUGAUUCUGACUUUAUGAUGUGGGAAUUUGUGCUUUUUAGCCCGAGUUUGCCACUAGUGUUUGCUAAUAGAAAUUAGCGGGAUACUAUAAUUUGGGUUGAAAUCAUUCAUUUCCUUUUUCUUUUUUUUUCAAGACAGGUUUUAUUUGUUUUUUAAGACAUAGUUUAUUUGUGUAGUCUUCCCUGUCCUGGAACUUGCUCUGUAGAGCAGACUGCCCUUAAACUCACAGAGAUCCUCCGGUGUCUGCCUCCUGACAACUUGCAUUUAAAAAAAUUGUUUUCUGUUAUAGGUGUCUUGCCUGCAUGCAUGUCUGUGUACUGUGUACAUGCCUGUGUUUCAGAGGCUACUGAAGGGCAUUAGAGUCAUUGGAACUGCAGUCAUGGACAGCUGUUAGCUGCCAUUGCGUGCAGGGACUUGAACCUGGGUCCUCUGCAAGAGUAGCUAGCGCUCUUAAUUGCUAAGUCAUCACUCCAGGUCCCUUCAAACACUUAAGGGAUCCAUUUGUUCCUUUUGCUAUAAUUACAUUUAUUAAAUUUACCAUGGAAUCAGAAAAAGAAGCCCUUUCCUCUGCAGAUGUGUGUAUUUCUGUGUGCCUGGUCAACAGUAGAAAACUCCAACUCCA
Messenger RNA from Grammomys surdaster, 3487 nucleotides. It is a transcript of the gene Tlr1, whose product is annotated as toll like receptor 1. The transcript has 3 exons. Gene Ontology annotation, molecular function: transmembrane signaling receptor activity; Toll-like receptor 2 binding; lipopeptide binding. Gene Ontology annotation, biological process: toll-like receptor signaling pathway; inflammatory response; immune response. NCBI's taxonomy places the organism in Eukaryota, Metazoa, Chordata, Mammalia, Rodentia, Muridae. Bases 404 to 2791 code for a protein of 795 amino acids. The record is from RefSeq and is a predicted model, not a curated record. Gene Ontology annotation, cellular component: membrane; Toll-like receptor 1-Toll-like receptor 2 protein complex.